AUGGCGGGGGGCGCCUCGCUGUGGGCCACCUUUCGGGCCAAGGCCUUCACGGUGCAGCGCCUGGAGGCGCACCUGGCGCGCAGCUGCGUGGACAAGGGGCUGAGGCGGGUGCUGGGGGCCUUCGACCUGGUUAUGCUGGGCGUGGGGGGAAUCAUCGGCGCCGGCGUGUUCGUGCUCACCGGCGAGGCCGCGCACACAUACGCGGGGCCAGCUGUGAUAAUCUCGUAUUUCAUUGCUGCACUGGCGGCCGUGUUCUCGGCUUUAUGCUACGCGGAGUUCGCUGUCGACCUCCCAGUGGCUGGGAGUGCCUACAACUUCAUAUCACUUGCCUUCGGCGAGUUCUUUGCAUGGGUGGCUGCCAUGAACCUGUUCCUGGAGUAUGCCCUCAUAUCCAGCACUGUCGCCAAGGGCUUCACUGGCUACUUCGCCACACUGUUUGGCUGGCCCAGCGAGGUCCUUGUCCACACCGUGGAAGGCACCCACGGCCUGAUCAUCAUCGACGUCGUGGCAUUUUGCCUGACCCUGAUACUGGCCAUCAUCCUGGCACUGGGCAUCAAGGAGUCCACAACUUUCAACAACAUUGUCACGACAGUCAACCUUGCAUCCAUCGUGUUCGUGCUGGGCAUGGCAGCGCCCUACUUCAAGACUGAUAAUCUGGUGCCGUUCGUGCCACAUAACAUGGGAGUUCGAGGCAUAUUUCGCGCCGCAUCCAUCGUCUUCUUUAGCUACAUUGGCUUCGAUGGCGUGUGCACAGCUGCCGAAGAGGCCAAAAAUCCAACUAGGGACCUACCUAAGGGCAUAGUGUGGUCUGUCUUCAUAUCAGCAGGCCUGUACAUCCUUAUGGCCCUUGGGAUCACAGGGAUGAAAAAGUACCCAUUGAUUGAUAUCGACGCUCCAUUCUCAGUGGCCUUCAAUGGUGUGGGCCUGAAAUGGGCUGGCAGCAUCGUGUCUGCUGGCGCCCUCAUGGGGAUCAUCACAUCCCUAUUUCUGACCAUGCUUGCGAUGACCAGAAUCUUCAUGGUUUUAGGGCAUGAGAAGAUGCUUCCAUCUUGGAUUGCCAAGGUCAAUGCUAGACUCAGGACACCAGUCAAUGCCACCAUCGUCACAGCAACCGUUUCUGGUGUUCCAGCCCUGCUCCUCAACAUCGACUUUCUUGCCAGCAUGGUGUCCAUGGGCACUCUUUGUGUGCUCGCAAUGGUCUGUUGUGGCUCCCUGUGGCGCCAAUACUUUCAGCCAGGCUGCGACAUUCCUGUUGCGCCCAUUCUCACCAGACUACUCCUCUUGGUGGUGACUGCGGCACUUGAGGGCGUGGCGUUGGAGCUCAAAUGGCCCAUCGCCGUCUGGGCUGCAGCCAUAGGCGCUUGGCUGUUGACAGCCCUGUCUUUCUACCUCCUCCCUGUCGCCUACACCUCGCCCAACUUCAGCAUGCCCUUCAAGCCGAUCACCCCUGCCCUGGGGGUGCUCCUCACAGUCCACCUGAUGAGCUCCCUGGGCUGGCUCUCCUACGUGCUCUUCGCGAUGUGGCAGGCCAUCGGGGUGGUGGUGUACAUUGGCUACUGCAUGCACAGGACGCCCACACCUUCGCAAGAAAGGGAGCCUCUGUUGGAGGCGGGCCCCACAGGGUCGUCCGAAGGGGGUACCGACCCAAAUGAUGCUCCCAGUGGCGACGAGGCCCUGUGA
This is a messenger RNA of Ostreobium quekettii, 1680 nucleotides long. Lineage: Eukaryota; Viridiplantae; Chlorophyta; Ulvophyceae; Bryopsidales; Ostreobiaceae. The record is from the annotation of a GenBank genome assembly.